AUGGGGAAUGUACUAGAGUCUGGGCUAGAGAAACGAAAGGAAAGUCUGCGGGUCUGUGGCAAUUUCUGUUGCGAGCAGGAAACCCCGCCAUUGAAUGCAAGACUCGUUCGUUCGCCAGGUGCGAUUGUUCGAGUGGUGGAAUCACUGCCUUACAUGAAUGUUAUCAUCAAAGUCUGUGGUCAACCAUCAUCUCCAAACCAUACAUCUCCAUCUCAGGAUGCUAGUGCUGGGAUAGGUGCGAUGAUAAGCAUGGACCCAAAAUCUGAUCGCCCGACAUUCACGGCAAUAUUCUGUCCUAACGAGCACGAUCUCGUCUCGCCAUGCCCGAAGGUAGGAGAUGUACUCCUAGAGAUCGACGGGGUGUCUGUGAGAUAUAGCAACGUGUACAACAUCGCGUCCAAGAUGCUCGGUCCAGCAGGGACAUCAGUGGAGAUCCUUGUGUCAAGAGGAGAAGAGAACGUUCCGAUCUUGAUGAGGAGGAGAUUGUUGAACGUCAAGGAAAUACAGAACAAGGUCGGGGGCCUAUCGAGGCAAAGCAUCCGCCCUCUCGACAUGACUAUCAUAGUUUAA
Molecule: messenger RNA, 570 nt
Organism: Guillardia theta CCMP2712
Lineage: Eukaryota; Cryptophyceae; Pyrenomonadales; Geminigeraceae
Exons: 4
Coding region: 1-570 (189 amino acids)
Molecular function (GO): protein binding
Source: RefSeq, a predicted model, not a curated record